AUGAUCUCACAAUUCAUAGGGUGCGUGAGUGUGACUGUUUGCCUCAUUCUGGUAGUAAUUGUGUACUUGAGGAUAUACAUAAUCUUAAAGCGACACAAAAAUCAGAUUGAAGGCCUUCAAAUCCAAGAAGUACAACAGGGAGUUCAAAAUGGCGACUUAUCAAACUUUUUGAAGCUUCGAAAGUCAGCUCUUGGAACAUUUUACGCAUGUAUUGUGUUCUUGAUUUGUUAUUUGCUUUCCUAUAUUCUCUAUUUUUUACUCCUGGCUCGCCUUUUAAGUUCAAUCUCUUACUACAAAGCUUGGCCCCAUACAACGACUUUGUUUUUCCUCAACUCGUCUUUGAACCCUGUUAUUUAUUGCUGGAAGAUGGGACCCAUUCGUCGCGCUCUCAUGGACAAUAGCAUUUGUUAUGAGGAAUUGUUGUUGUAAAUAUAAGCUUCUAGAAAUGUCCAGACUGCUUAGUCAUGCUGACAUGCGCACCAUAGAACUUUCUAGAACAUUUGAUCAAGUCACGCAACUAUUACGUAAUACUACUAAAAUAGUUCUUUUGUAAGCUUCUGGAAUGUUCCAGAACACUUUGUGGAUGUAUAUAAGGACCCAGUUGUGUAGUUGUAGUAGUUGUUGUUGCUGUCGGGAGUGACCGACUUUUGAGAAAGCUAUACCAUGAGAGAGAGCUAGAGUGGAAGAUUGCUAAUUUCAAGAAACGUUUGAGGAAACUGUGAGUUCUUCUCAACGGCGAGCUAAGAUAUAGACUGUGGUGGGCUAAAGUAAGUUUAUGGAGUAUAAGUACUAUACUGCCUCUAAGAGUCACUCCUUAUUAGGAAAUCCCUCGACAAAUAAAGUAGUUGAGUUUGCUGGAUUGAAGCGUUUUUCUGUCGGUUAGAUUAUACCGUAACACAUUAAUUGGGUUCACUUCUGAUGUCAAUUCACUGUGCUUAGGAUAAGAGCCUCGGCCAUCGUCAAAUUAAACUUGAUUGUCGAAAGUGCGUAAGGAAAACUGAGGGAGGAUGAGCUUUAACGGUUAGGAAAACUACACAGUGAGGUACUAUAAAGUCAAGCAUAAGAAAGUAUCAGUUGUAGUUUUAAACGUAUUUUGUAUGAGAAAUUUGAAAAUGACCAGAAAGCUUCCUCGCUACUUGAAAUAUUACUUCAAAGUCAUGUCAUCAUUUGACGUAUGUAUUUUUAAUUUUCGAUAGGAUACUAAAUUAUCAGUAACCUUAUGAAGUGUAUAGCUUGUGAAUUAUAUACAAAACCGACGUUUAGGUUGCUUUAUAGUGUAAUAAGGGCCACAAGUUCAUCAGUGUUUUUACUACAGUUAAAUGUAACCCUCUUUGAAUAUAACCUUUUCUUACUUGCGAUCACACAUAGACUUCCAGAAUUCAGUUGUGCGGUUUAAAAUAAACAAUACUCUUUCAAGGUGAAGAGACCUCAGAUUACAUGAAGUAGCUUCUUAAUUACUCCAGUCGGCGGAAGAUCGAUUCCUCAGAUCCCCCUGUGCACACCCAGCAAAGGGCAAAGAACAGUUUAUUAGGUCCUGUCACCCAAGUAGAAGAGGACGUUGACAGAAUACAAACGCUGCUUAAAGAAACAUUUUAUUUUAACUAUUUUCUAGAUAAUUUAAUAUCUUAUUUCACAUUAGUUUUUACAUCUAUUUGCAUGUAUAUAUCCCCUUCGUACAAUGUAUCUUUAUUCUGAAAAGCCCUUUUGGGACGACCUAAGUAUGUCAUCUAUAUUUGUUAACCGCCAUUUCUGAGAUAUUAGUUUACGCGAUUUUUACCUCCGUUGCUCUCAAUCAGGUGGCGUCCAUGGUUUUAUACACAUUUGAGGACAGUGUUUAGAAGCAGGAUAGGUUGUUGUUUUGAGUCUCGAGACCCAAUAGGUACUUCCUGCUAUUGUAUGGUUUCUAAAACAGGAGCAUAAUUCAGUCUUCCUUCACAAAAUCGAUUUUUCAAAGUCGAACUUCACCUUGACUUAAAUGUCAUUGAUAAGCGGACAACGUCGAAAGUUGGACGGAGUCUUACGACAUCCAGAAUUUGACAGAACCGAUAAAUAAGACGGAGCCAGAUUGAUACUUCGCAAAGGGCAAAAUGCGCAAAAUGCGCUUGGAAUAAGACGGUGGAUUGCAGAAUGAAUAUCGCUCUCACAGUCCAAAAUCAUGGCUUACGAUAGGUGUAUACUUUUCGUUGUGUGUCUAGUAUACCGUGUCGAAUUUGUCUCAUCCUUCAGCCGAAAAAUAGCAGGGUUUAGUGAUGAAUUGAAGAACAUAAGCGCAUGUCUAUAAAGUGAAAAACUAGUUGUUACAAUAUUGGGGCCGGUAAUUGCACGGGCAGCCAAAAGGAUAAAGCGAGGGAAAUAUCAAACCCAAGAACGCAAAGUAAACGUAUAAAACACCGGCAGCAGUUUUCAUGAUCCUUGCUUCAUCUCGCUAUUUUGUCCAACUUACGCCUCUAGUUCUCGUGGUUGCUGAAUUUGCCUCUUGCGGCGUCGUGUAAUAAAACAGAUCUUGCAAUAGAUUGCUGUAGUGACAAGAAGGCAAAAGGUUCCAAUACCUGACAUGAUUACCAUGAGUACAGCAUAAGGGACGAGGAAUAUUGUCGAAUUCCUAUGUAAAGGUAGGAAUCCCUUCUCACCUCAUUACAAACAGUGCCACAUGGAAGUUUUGUCCAUUUACAUUCAUAUGAUUGCACGUAUGGAUGAUUCCAUAAUAUAUAGCACCACAUAAAAUUUUUUGUCGAGCAUAAUGGCACAAGAUUCACGUGGACUAUUCUUAUGCGCACAAUUUUCAGGGUUCUGCAUUUUCAUUACAACCUGAAGUCAACAUUCUCUAUUUGCAAUAGUGAACAAACUUUAACCAGCAGAUUAUUUAGAGAGAAAAAUCAAGGAAAAUCAUUUUGUUAUUUAUUAGUAAAGUGGCAACUGGCUUUAAUUUGCUUCCGAGUAGUUGAAAGAUGGAGCAAAACACUUGACCAAUCACUUUACGAUGUAAAGCGAAACUAUUACGAUCCAUGACACCGCUCAUUUGCAGACUUCUUUUCACUUCUGUACGAAAUAAACUUAUAGUCCUGCCAUUCACCUAUUUGUUGUUUUUUAUUAUUUCUUUACUUACUGACCUUAACAGGCUAAAAUUUUUCAUAUUCAAACAUAAAAUUGCAUUUUUCACUUCUAAUUUACAUGUAUUAAUGUUACAAAAAUACCAGCCCUCAUUUUUAAUUUACAACAGUCGUCAACAUAAACAGUAGCCAAACUUCCUGUAUUCUUUUCGUUUAAGUGUUUUAUGCAGAAUUAUAGUAGCGUUUGAUAAAAUGUCUUAUCUGUAUCUCCUUUGGUUUAAAUAUGUAAAAAUACUGUCUCUGAGUAUGUCUUCCGUGUAUUCAAUCGAAUUUAGAAAUAGGGAAACAUAUUUGAAGCGCUCUUUAAUUAGUUGACCAUAAUGUUUCGUUUAUUCACUUUGAUAGAUGAAAAAUAUGUUAAUGAAAGCUCUCUUUUAAAUUACCUUUUUUCAGGUAUAAAUCCCAUGUUUAGCUAAAAUUUCUUGAAGCAUUAAACACAAAAUUUGUGUUAGUUUUAACCAACGUCGAAUGAAAGCGAUACUCGAUGCUUUUUUCGAAAAUGCAAAUGACAGAGUUGAAGACAUUUUGACUGUACGUACAGAUGGCUUCGAUUGUGUUCUAUCCUCGUGAUUGACAGCUACUAAAAUUUCCGUAAUAAAAUAUCGGAAGAUAUCAGAGGCUCUGUGGUUUUAACGCUCAGCUCUCAUGGCGGAAAAAGCUUGCGAUAUUCUCAACGAGUCUUUUUAUGGAACCUCAGCGGAUUAUCAAGAUUUUCGUCCGGCACUUGUCGCUAAUUGUGUGUUCAACAGCUUUUUGUCUUAUACAAACAUCUUUUUGAACAUUAUUACCAUCCAUGCGAUAAGGAAAACCGCGUUGUUGCCAAAACCUUUGAGAACAUUAUUACUCAGCCUAGUUGCCACCGAUGUUGGGGUUGGUUUGUUGGUCCAACCGCUCUACAUUUCUACCUUGGUUAGCAGGUUAAAACAAAAACGUAUCGACUGCAUUUACGACAAGGGAUUGUCCGUCGUCAUCAAUUUCUUUUGUAUGUCCUCGUUUUUUAAUGUUGUAACCAUAAGUGUGGACAGGUUCUUAGCUGUUCAUCUUCAUCUCAGAUAUCAAGAACGUGUCACUCAGAAGCGCGUAAUUGCCGCCGUGAUAUCAACAUGGCUGUUAAGCGCAAUUAUUUCUUCUAAUGUCUUUUGGGAUCCAUUGUUUAUCAUCUCGCAAGUCAUAGGGCUCGUGAUUAUAACUGGCUGCCUCAUUCUGGUAGUAAUUGUCUACUGGAGGAUUUACAUAAUCUUAAAGCGACACAAAAACCAGAUUGAAGAACUUCAAAUCCAAGAAGUACAACAGGGAGUUCAAAAUGGCGACUUAUCAAACUUUUUGAAGCUUCGAAAGUCAGCCCUUGGAACAUUUUACGCAUGUAUUGUGUUCUUGAUUUGUUAUUUGCCUUCCUAUAUUCUCUCUUUUUUAUUCAUGGCUCACUUUUUAAAUUCAAUCUCCUACUACAAAGCUUGGCCCCAUACAACGACUUUGUUUUUCCUCAACUCGUCUUUGAACCCUGUUAUAUACUGCUGGAAGAUGGGACCCAUUCGUCGCACUCUCAUGGACAUAAUGCGAGGCAUCGUAAAUCGGUUCAGAGAAUAAAAUUGGUUGGAUUUGCUUCUGAUACCAAUUCACAAUGCAUGGGAUAAGAGCCACGGCCAUGGUAAAAUCAAACUUGAUUUGUCAAAAGUACUUACGGAAAACAGAGGUGGAUGAAAUUUAACGGUUAGGAAAAUUACGCAAUGGAGUACGACAGAGUUUAGCCUAAGAAAAUAUCAGUUGCUAAUUUCAAGCGCAUUUUGUAUGAGAAAUUUAUAAAUGACCAGAAAGCCUCCUCACCGCUUGAAAUAUUAUUUCUAGGUUGUCAUCAAUUAAUGUAUGUAUUUGUUAUUGUCGAUGGGUCAGUAACUUUAUAACCUUGUUAAGUGCAUAGCUUGUGAAUUAAAUACAAAACAGAUUUUUAGGUCGCUUUAUAGUGUAAUAAGUGCCACGAGUUCAUCAGUGUUUUUAUUACAGUUAAAUGUAACUCUCUUCGAAUAAAGCCGCUAGUUACUUGCGGUCACACAUAGACUUCCAGAAUUUACUUGUGCAGUUUCUGAUAUAAAGAAUAAUAUUAAGUCGACAAGACUUGAUGGUUGUCCAUUCGAUUAAAAGUCUCAACCUUGUGAAUAGUAACCCAUGCACUUACCUACUUAGGGAAAGACGGAAGGUUAUACAUUUUAUGCGAGUUACAAAAAGUAGAAGGAGCUCGACGCCUUUGAUUCAGACGGUUGGUCCGUUUUGAAAAACUUAGCAUCAAUUUUCACCUUUUUUAAUUGUACCCUGCGGCAAUCACCGCUGUUCUCGGCUAUCCUCUCUAUAUUUUGGUAUAUUGGAACUUUUUUCAAUGUUUGACUAGCUCAGCAAACAAACACUUACUUAAAAAAAAAGAGGAUUCCCUUUGGAGCUGAAGAGAUCUCAAAUUACAUGACGUUGCUUCUUAAUAACUCCAGCCGGCGGAAGACCAGUUGGCUAUGAACAAAGCAUGACGUCAGACUCCAACCUCGCUCCCAGGAGGAGGCUGGUUAGAAUCCGGAUUGCGAAUCACGUGCUUAGAUCCACUUUAGUGCUCUCAACUAGUAAGAAAAAUUAGUGAUGCAUAAAGUUAACACUCUUAUGGAAAUUAUCACUAAAGUCAGUUGUCAGCAAUCGAUAAUUUGGUAAUUUGGUGUUAACAACUGAAAUGAAAACGUAAAUUGGUCACCGUGAAGAGUGUAAAGGCUGACGUUUCGAGCUUUAGCCCUUCGUCAGAGCGAUUAGAGGAGUUGUGGGUUGUGUGUGGGUUUAAAUGGAAAAAAUUGUGCUACGCUAUUAAUGGGAAUAUGGUGACGAGAAAACAAGAAUAAAUUAGUUGAAUCAAAAGCGCUUGUUGAUACCGUGGGGAUUAAGAGUGCCGAUUUGGAAGAUAAAUUUUUGUUCUAGUGUUUUGCGGCUUUACGAACUGCCUGAAUUUAGGGAAAGGCCGGAAACUGCCAUAUGCUGUAUAGAAUAAUUGGGGAGAUUAAAGUGUUUAGCGACUGGUUUGGAUGCGUCCUUGUCAUUUCUUUCGAUGUCGCGAAGGUGUUCUCGAAGUCGGUCACUUAGUCGUCUGCAUUCAUAUGAUUGCACAUAUGGAUGGUUGCACAACAUGUAGCACCACAUAACAUUUUUCUUCGAGUAUAAUGGCACAAGAUUCAGAUGGAGUAUUCUUAUGCGCUGAAUUUUCAGGGUUCUGCUUUUUCCAUUACAACCUGAAUUCAACAUUUUCUAUUUGCAACAACGGAUAAACUUUAACAAGUAGAUUAUUUAGAGAGAAAAAUUAAGAAAAAUCAUUUUGUUUAUUUAUUAGUAAAGUCUCGACUGGCUCUAACUGCUUUCGAGUAGCUGACAGAUGGAGCGAAACUCUUGACGAAUCACUUUACGAUGUAAAGUGAAACUACUAUAAUUCCUGACUGUUUUUGACACCGCUCAUUUGCAAACUACUCUUUACCUCUGGACGAAAUAAAAUUAUAGUCCUGUUAUUUGCCGAUUCGUUGUUUUUCAUUCCUUCUUUACUUUCUGACCCUAACAGGCUAAAGUCUUUCAUAUUCUAACACAAUAUUGCAAUUUUCACACUUAAUUUACAUGUCUACAUAUAUUGAUGUCACAAAAAAGCCAGCCCUCAUUUUUAAUUUACAUCUGCCGUCAACAUGAACAAUAGUAAAACUUCCUGUAUUCUUUUUGUUUAAGUGCUUAAUGCAGAAUCAUUGUUUGAAAAAAAAUUUUCGGUUGAAAUAUGUAAAAAUAUUACGGGGCCAUUGCUAAACUUUUUCAGAGCUAAGUGCAGCUGUUUAUGAACUGAAGUGGAUCCGGGAAUUGUGAGGAGGUGGUCAAAGUGAGAACCGAACGCGGUCGUCAGUAAGGGGGAGGGCUAUCUGUAAUAAUACACUCCCGGGAAAUAUUCUCAAGCUACUCUAAAACGACUGAAAUAUAUGCCGGUAUUAUCUCAGUUUAGUAAGUUUGCUGAACAUUCUGAUUACCUCCUAGAUCUGCCACAAACGAGUGCGUACUUUCUUCGUAAUAAUUAUUUGGAUCUCUCUCCCACUCCUCACCAACCAUAAAAUGCUCGGUAUCUGAAGAUGUAUUCAGUGUAUUCAGACGAAUUUAAUAAUAAAGAAGGAUAUUUCAAGCGCUCUUUAAUUUAACUGACUAUAAUGUUUCGUAUAUUCAUUUUGAUAGAUUAAAAAAAAUAUGUUAAUGACAGCUUUCCUUCAAAUAACCUUUUUUCAGGUAUAGAUCCCAUGUUUAGUUAAAACGUUUUGAAGCAUUAAACAAAUAAUUAGUUUUAGUUCUAACCAACGCCGAGUUAAAGCAAUACUCGAUGCCCUUUUAAAAAAUUCAAAUGUCAGAGUUGAAGACAUCUUGACUGUACGUACAACUGGCUUCGAUUGUGUUAUAUGCUUAUGAAUGACAGCUACACACGACUUAAAAUUUUCCGUGUUAGAAUUGGAAAAUAUCAGAGCCACAGUAGUUUUGACGCUCAGAUCUCAUGGAGGAAAACAUUUGCAACCUUUUUAACGAGUUUUUCUCUGGAACCUCUGCGAAUGUUAAAGAUUUUCGUCCGGCGCUUGUCGCUAAUUGUGUCUUCAACAGCUUUUUGUCUUAUACAACCAUCAUUUUGAACAUCGUUACCAUCCAUGCGAUAAGGAAAACCGCGUUGUUGCCAAAACCUUUGAGAACAUUAUUAUUGAGCCUGGCUGCCUCCGAUGUUGGCGUUGGUUUGUUGGUCCAACCGCUCUACAUUUCUACUUUGGUCAGCCGGUUGGAACAAAAACGUAUCGGCUGCAUUUCCCAUAGGGGAUGGUCCCUCGUUUUCACUUUCUUUUGUACAUCCUCGUUCUUGAAUGUUGUAACCAUUAGUGUGGACAGGUUCUUCGCUGUUCAUCUUCAUCUCAGAUAUCAAGAGCUUGUGACUCACAAGCGCGUCAUUGCAGCGGUGAUAUCGAUAUGGCUGUUAAGCGCAAUCAUUUCUUCAAGUGUCUUUUGGGAUCCAUUGCUUUUCAGUUCACAAGUCAUUGGGCUCGUGAUUAUGACUGUUUGCCUCAUUGUAGUGGUUAUUGUCUACUGGAGGAUUUAUAUAGUCUUAAAGCGACACAAAAUCCAGAUUGAAGGCCUUCAAAUCCAAGAAGUACAACAGGGAGUUCAAAAUGGCGACUUAUCUAACUUUUUGAAGCUUCGAAAGUCAGCUCUUGGAACAUUUUAUGUAUGUAUUGUGUUCAUGAUUUGUUAUUUGCCUUCCUAUAUUCUCUCUUUUUUACUCCUGGCUCGCCUUUUAAGUCCAAUCUCUCUUUACGAAGCUUUACUCUAUACAACGACUUUGCUUUUCCUCAACUCGUCUUUGAACCCUGUUAUAUACUGCUGGAAGAUGGGACCCAUUCGUCGCACUCUCGUGGACAUAAUGCGAGGCAUCGUCAAUCGAUUUAGAGAAUAG
This is a messenger RNA of Pocillopora meandrina, 8583 nucleotides long. The record is from the annotation of a GenBank genome assembly. Lineage: Eukaryota; Metazoa; Cnidaria; Anthozoa; Scleractinia; Pocilloporidae.